Molecule: messenger RNA, 4980 nt
Organism: Biomphalaria glabrata
Lineage: Eukaryota; Metazoa; Mollusca; Gastropoda; Planorbidae
Product: filamin-A-like
Exons: 18
Coding region: 194-2734 (846 amino acids)
Biological process (GO): actin cytoskeleton organization
Molecular function (GO): actin filament binding
Source: RefSeq, a predicted model, not a curated record
CUCUUUGCCAUAGCGAGUUGUUCUCCCCUGAGUGUCUGGAAUCUUUCUUGGAAGGAGCGCUGGUGCAGCAGGCUUUUGGGUAAGCGCUUUUUACCUUGGUUACUUGGUGUUCUCUCCUCUUACCUUGUGUACCUGUAUCUUUUUAGAGGCGCCAGAUCGAAUCAGGACUGACCACAAGUCUGUAUAAAUAAAGAUGCCGUCUGGAAACGGGUUAGGCCCAAAGGUCAGGGACAAUGCUGAUGGAACUAUUUGUGUAGAAUACGAGCCCAAAAAAGAAGGUCGCCAUGAGGUGCUCAUGUCUUACGACGGCUCUGGAGUCGACGGGUCUCCCUUCGCCUGUGUGGUGGACAAGAUUGAAAAUAGCUUCAUCACAGCUUUUGGGGCUGGCCUUGUGGGAGGUCUGAGUGGAGACAGUGUCGGUUUCACUGUGGUGGCCAAGAGAGGGACAGCAAAGGACAUUGAAGUUAAAAUCGAUGGGCCUGCAAAAGUUGACCUCCAGAGAAAAGACAAUGACGACGGUUCUGCUAAUUUUAACUACAUGCCCAUGACCCCUGGGGCCUACAACAUUAACAUUAAGUACCAUGGCAAGCCCAUCAAAGGUUCUCCUUUCGUGGCAAAAGUCUCCGGUGAAGGACGUAAAAGGUCAACCCUUUCACUGGCCAACAGCGCUGAGUAUUCUCUCAAGAUCAUCGAACCGGACAUUGUCGAUCUCGUAGGUACAGUCCAGACUCCUGGUGGUCAGAUUGAGCCAAUUAUCUUAAAGAAGAUGGACAAUGGCGAACUAGGAAUUGCUUACUUCACACCGCGUCAAAAGGGCGAGUACGUUGUUUGUGUGCUCAGGUCAGAGAAAAACAUCAACAACAGCCCAUUUAGGAUUAAGGUCGGCGACAAGGAGAUUGGACACGCCGCUGGGUGCACCGUCAAGGGUGACAUCUCUGAGGCCUUGGCCAAUAAGAGUAACGAAGUCAUUAUUGACACCACCAAUGGAGGUUACGGUGGCCUGACAGUGUCCAUUGAGGGCCCACAUCGUUCUGAGGUGGAGGUGUACAAGGUUGAAGACAGGGUGUACACUGUCCACUACUCCCCACACGAGCCAGGCAUUUACAUUCUCAACAUUAGGUUCGCAGACGAAGACGUGCCAGGGAGCCCAUUCCUGGUCAAUGUUGGUGGCAAUCCUUCAGGUCGUGUCCGUGAAACAAUCACAAAAGACGUUGAACCAGCUGCAGCCAUCAGUGCUGGAUCACCGUCUGAGUUUGUACUUCAAAUUCCAGGUACCAACCCAUUCGACAUGGAGGCCAGCAUGACCGAUCCCGAAGGUAUCUCGGAACUGUGCGAGGUGAUGGACCAGGAGGACUUCCACUACCUGAUCAAGAUGACCCCUAAGACAAACGGACUUCACACCGUCAGUAUCAAACACAAAGGCAUGCAUGUUUCAGGAAGCCCCUUCCAGUUUUCUGUGGGUCAGUUAUCUCAUGGUGGGCCACACAAGGUUCAAGUUGGUGGCCCCGGACUGGAGAAAGGAGAAGUAGGACUUCAAAAUGUUUUCAAUAUAUACACUCGUGAGGCGGGACCUGGGACCCUCAGUGUCGCAGUAGAAGGCACAGCCAAGGCUACCAUCCAGCUUGAACAGAGGCCCAAUGGAUUUUUGGGGGCCCAGUACAAAACUAGCAAACCCGGUAUGUAUGGUGUCCAUGUCAAGUACAAUGACGUCCAUAUUCCGGGAUCACCAUUUAUGGUCAAUGUGGCACCAGACAGUGGAGUAGCCAGACAGAUCAGCAUCCAUGCACUUAAAGACAAGGGUUUAUUGAUUGACAAGCCAGUGACCUUUAGUGUUGCUUUCAAUGGGGCUCAAGGUCAUCUGCACGCCACUGUUCGUACUCCUUCUGGAGGUCACAUGGACUGUCUGUGCCAGGAAAUGGACACUGGAGUCUACGCUGUCCGUUUUAUCCCCAAAGAGAACGGCGUUCACUAUGUGGACGUGAAAUUGAAUGAUGCACACAUCCCUGACUCCCCCAUCCCUAUAAUGGUAGGUUCCACGGCCUCUGACCCUGCUAUGGUCACAGCUAGCGGAGAUGGCUUAGAACACGGAAAAUGUGGCGCCAAGAACAAAUUCAUCGUGAGGACAGCAGGCGCUGGUUCAGGUCUGCUGGCUGUCUUCAUUGAUGGUCCCUCCAAGUCUGCGCUCAGCUGCAAAGAGUUGGACGAAGGCUAUGAGUUUAGCUACACACCUUUUUGUCCUGGCAACUACCUGAUCACUGUCAAGUACGGGAACAUCCCCAUCGCAGGGUCACCUUAUCAGGCCGUGGUCACAGAUGAUCCAAACAGUCCAGUUGAUCAGGGGAAGAAAAUUGGUGUUGGGCGUAAACCUUCCCCCGUGGUGGAACAGUCAUCCAUGGCCGUGGAGACAGUGGAGAAGAAGGCUGGCGCUGGUGGCGUCAGGCGAAAACUAACCGGUGAUGCCAGCAAGGUCAUUGCCAAAGGUCCAGGUCUGAAGAAGGCUUUCACAAACAGAGUACAGACUUUCAACGUGGAAAUCAAAGAUGCAGGCAAUGCUGUGCUGUCUAUUGGUAUGAUCUCCCCAAGCGGUUUUCCAGAAGCCGAGCUGUCCCUUAAAAAAGUCAGCCAGACAACUUACACCGUGAACUACAAGGUCCAAGAAAUAGGUGAACACAUACUUCACAUUAAGUGGGGCGAUGAUGAGAUUCCAGGCAGCCCCUUUGUCCUGACCACGUGAACACCAAGCUACUGGAGGGCUUCUCAUUGUAUUGAUAAAGAAAUGGUCUACUUGGUAUGUUAUGAUCACUCAAACAUUUUAUUGUUCGAUCUUCAUUUAUUUAAAUCUUUUUCUUAAUGCUUAAACUUUGUCUUGAAAAGAAAUCAGUUUUUAUAAAGUAUUGUAAUAAUUUAUAAUAUAAUGGAAUCAUAAAAAUAGAAACAUAUUUUUCUGUACCGGUACCGAUAUUUAAAAAAAAAUCUUUUGAAGAAAUCUUGCAACUGAUGACUUGAAACAGCAAUAUGCCUGAAAAUGUAAAAUCGCUAGCCCCAUAUUAUCACAUUCAAAUCCCUUGGAGAAAGAAUUGUAAACUAUUUAUAUUGCAAUUGGAAUUAUGGGCCAAUCAAGUCUCCUGUUUAUUAUUGUUAUUAUCUUAUUUUAUAGUUAUGCAGUUUGUCCCCCCUCAUAACCAGAAACCAGUAGUUUUAAAUUUAUAUAUAAAGAUUUAUAUUUACUAUAAAUUUCUAAUUUAAUUUGGUCAAUUUUUUUUUUUUUACAAAAUGAGUUUCAUUUUUUUAUUACAUAUUUGAUUUUAUGCUUUUAUUUUUUUUUUUCAUAAAAUUAUGCAAAGCACACACUUGUACCAUGACUAGCAGUCCAUAUGUAAAUAUCUUGUUCAAAUACAUAUAAGAGUCUCUACAUUGUUUACAUAAUAACAUAUUUUUUUUAAAGACAAUUAAUUUUACAAAAUUUUUCUGGACUCUUCUAGAGCAAUUAUUGCAUUGUAAUAUUCUUUUAAAAGGAAGGGAAAUGAUCACUAGAUUUUGCUGAAAUUUUUUGAGCUAAUGAGUUACUAUCAACACUUCAACGAAUAGCCUUCAAGCUUUAUGCUGCUAGUCAUGACCUAUACAUUAUGUAAAAUGUUGUUUGUUUGCAUGGAGAUGUGUUUAUUCACAUUAUUGUAAAUGGCUGAAAGCAUUUACAGACCUUUUUUUCUUCAGAGCACUGUGGAAUGUUGUUUCUUUUUAUAAUGUCUGUAUUAUUAAAUUGUACCAGACCUAGACAUAAUUUUAUUAAAUGUAGAACCAACCCUGCCCUUCACCAUACAUGCAACACCCCUUUCACCUAGUAGACAUACACAAUAUCUGCCUUUGAAAUAUUCAUUUUUAUUUUCAAGAAAUUAUGUAAUAUCAGUAAUUGUCUCCCUUGGAAAUGUUUAGACAUCAUAACCUCCCUUCCCUAUUUAUUUAGGCUCCUUGUGGAACAAAUGUAAGCAACAAGCCUGUGUACUAAGCUGUGUGUUUUUAAAUAUAUGUCCUGUUCCGGUGUGCUAAUGGUGUGUGCUGUCCACUUUAUCUUCUCAUCGCCUUGGCUGUGACAGAAUGGGCUUAAUGUGUGGAUCAUUAAAAACUAGGAUUCACUAUUAAAUACAUUUUAAUUUCAUUAAAUUUCACAAAAUAUUGUUUGCUGUUUUUUACUUUUCUUAUGUUUAUAUGUUAUCAUCUAGGUUUUUAUUUAUUAAAAAUAUUGCUUUUGUUGUGAUGGGAUGCCAACUCUUAUUUUUGUUGUUGUAAUCUUUUUAUUUAUUAUAAUUUUUUUGUAAGUAUAUCAAUAUAUUAGUAAUAUGCACCAGAUGAUAGUUGCAAGCAUUAUAUGGGAUAAAUGUGGUGCACUGCGCCUCAAUAUACGUAGUAAGUAACAAUGUUUUGUUCACGCUUGAAUACAGCUUUGGCUUGAACAAAGAUAAAGAGAUUCUAAAGUAGUCUUGUAUAAAAUAUUAACACUUCAGUGGCUUUUUAGUGAACUUAUGUAGAUGGAACAAAAAUGAAGUGAGUAGUUAGUUUAUUCAAUUAUUUUACCAUUUAAACAUUGUUUAUCAUCUUACUAGUGGUAUUAGCAUUGAUAUAGUCUAGCCUAAAGGCUUGUAUUUAUUUAGCUUGAGUUUAAGACUUAUGGGUAUUUAUUAACCCUACAUUCUGUGUUGAUAUAUAAAUCUAGCUUUAUAUAAUCGUUCUGUUUCGUUAAUGUCAUAUUUCUUUUCUUUUUUUUUUCAAAGCACUUCUGUUUAUGAAGCUAGUUAUAUCUGUAAAGGUCAAAGGUCAUGUCAUACUCAUCAUCUUUGGGUAAUUGUUGGUGUACAUGGGUAUUGGUUUGUUCACAGAAAUGUAUAAAUAGUUUAUUUAUUUUGUAUCUUUGUCAGCAGAUUUGACUAAUUGUGCAUUUCUUAACUCUCUGAGUGUCAAUAAACAUAUAGUUUGUUCCCUUGA